AUGUCCUCUGUGACUGAUACCGCAGAAAUCGUAAGAACCGAAGUUGAGAACCCAAAACAAAGUACGUCUGAACGCCAUGGAGACGUUUUAAUUGGUGGGUGUCAAUACAGUAAAACGGAUAAACCAAAGCCAGAAUUAUUAUCAGAAAACUUACCUAGAACAAAACUUUCUGGUGUGAAAUCAAACUUAUACAAUCCAGUUCAAAGUACAUUUCGAAGGCGUGAUAUUGAAAACGUACAAGGAAAACUCAGUGAUGAACUUUCGGGGAGUACAUUACCACCAGGAUUGGUCGCAUUGCCAAAUUAUAAUGAUCACAAGUUUGAUCCACCGCAGAUAGUUUUUCCAGGAUAUGAUAUUUUACCCUUGCCACUAAAUAAAGAAUACCAAAAUAAAACUACUGAUGAAUUGUCGUUUUUGAGACAUAAAGAUAUGUCUGAUUUGUGGAAGAAAUUUAUAGACAGCGUACCUAUGUCCAAAACCAGGAUGACUCAUAUUCCAACAAAUAAAGAUUUUCGUUUUCAUAACUAUGUGGUGAAAUACAUGAAAAAAGACUAA
This is a messenger RNA of Metopolophium dirhodum (rose-grain aphid), 555 nucleotides long. RefSeq lists its product as uncharacterized. The record is from RefSeq and is a predicted model, not a curated record. Bases 1 to 555 code for a protein of 184 amino acids. NCBI's taxonomy places the organism in Eukaryota, Metazoa, Arthropoda, Insecta, Hemiptera, Aphididae. The transcript is spliced from 4 exons.